AUGACUGAAGUGAAAUUGAAUAAGUUGCUAGAGUGGGGUAAAGUUAACGGAGUGGAAUUACCCAAUGUCGAAUUUCAGUAUACUUCAGAUAAAGGUAUUGUUGCAGUUGCUUCAUCACUGUUGGUAGAUGCCAAGUUUUCCCUGCCAAAAAGCCUAAUAAUAUCCAAUAGUCUAGCACGGAAGCAUUUUAAUAAGGAUGUGGAUUUAAACUCAUGGCUUAAAUUACUUCUUUGCAAACUAAAAUAUCACGACGAGGUUGUCGUGGUUGAUGGGGAAGAAUUGCGCUCAAAGUUUGGAUUUUAUUUGAAUUGUCUGCCUGACGAGGUAAAUUCUCCAUUGCAAUGGAAUGUAAGUGAAUUGGAGCUAUUAAAUGGUACAAAUUUAGGGAGUGCCACUGAGGAAAAGUUUUACGAUAUAGUUGAUGAAUGGCGCAGAAUUCAUGUUGAAUUAGGCAUGUUCGAGGAUGAGAUACGGUGUAACGAAGAGGUCCGUCGCGCAUACUUGGAGCGCUCCGCCCAAGAAGCCGUGCCCUGGUAUUCAUUCCGGGCAUUUCUAUGGGCGCAUUUGAUUCUAACAUCCAGAGCUUUCCCUGAAAAGUUGCUGGACCCUACCUGUGAUGAUUCUAAUGUCGUGUUGCUUCCUAUCUUGGACCUUUUAAACCAUGACUACCACUCUAAAAUAGAGUGGUCUGGUGCAGGAGGGAAUUUCCAGUUUAAAAAGCUGGAGCCAGUUGAGGCUGGACAAGAAGUGCUGAACAACUACGGCGGAAAGAGCAAUGAAGAGUUGUUGCUCAGUUACGGUUUUGUUAUCGAGGACAAUUUGUUUGAUUGUGUUGCACUUAAAUUACGGCCUCCAUUGCCUAUGGUACAGCAAAUGCUGGAAGCAGGUCUUAACUUGCCAAGAUUAGAUGACUACACAACCUAUGCUUUUGAAGCAGCCAAGCCUCUAAACAAAAAACAGCUCGAAGACUAUAACAAUGGCAUUCUAUUUUUGGUCAACAAAGGAAAUCCACAAGCACUCAAGGAUCUUUUGCAUGUGUUUGCAUUCCAAGAAGCCAAGAAUAAUGAAGACUCUAUGUCGCUAAGGUGCAUCUUGCAGAGUAUGCAGACUCUGCAAGAUCUGUUAAAGCAACGGGUUGAACGCAUUGCAGCUAAUACAAUAACUUAUGAACUUCCGCAAGUUAAUCCAUAUAGAGCGAAAUGUGCCGCAAUAUAUCGUAAAAACCAAAUUAAUAUACUCAAGCAUUCAAUAAAAGUCAUAAAAGACUGGGAAAGACCCCUACAGCUCGAGAACAAAGUAAAUCUAGUCACUUUCAGCACUAUAGCUAAGUAUGACAGCCAAUUCCUAAACGACGAUUUGGCUACCUACUUUCAAUCAGAUAUUGAAUUUGAGAGCUAUGACGAUAUAUUAAUGCUCUGGAUACUAAUCCGCUCAAGUGAAGACAUUUCUCAGGCACAUAAAAGGCUCAGAUGGGUUCUUGAGGACUAUAUAAAUUUCAUUGUCUCUCCUACUACCUUAGGACCAGGCGAGAUCGAUGAAAAGAGACAAACUACCAUAGACAAAAAGUACGCUCUAUGGUUCCCAUCAGGAAGCAAAGCAAUAUCGAAGGCUCACCUGUAUAAAGCUAUAGACUUCCUUGAUCAUUCCUCUUACUUCAGAACUUCUAAGGAAGAAACUGUUAUAGUUAAAGGCGGAUGUAGAUCUUUUUUUCCAUCUAGCUAA
Molecule: messenger RNA, 1722 nt
Organism: Eremothecium sinecaudum
Lineage: Eukaryota; Fungi; Ascomycota; Saccharomycetes; Saccharomycetales; Saccharomycetaceae
Gene: RKM1
Product: protein-lysine N-methyltransferase
Exons: 1
Coding region: 1-1722 (573 amino acids)
Biological process (GO): peptidyl-lysine monomethylation
Molecular function (GO): protein-lysine N-methyltransferase activity; protein binding
Source: RefSeq, a predicted model, not a curated record